CGGGAAAGUAGAUAUGGCGAAUUUAUGAUGCGAAGGCCCAAGGAAAACGGCAAAACGCACGCCAUCUGGAAUCACCAGACCCCACCACUACCACCCUUCUUCCAAAACACCCACACUGCUCGACUAUCCCCUGCUCCCUCUUUUCUAUCAAACCACAAAUUCAGUCUCUACAUAUGUUAUACCUAAUUUUUACUGCUUAAAUUGAGUAUAACCCAUCUGGGUCCCCUUAAAAUCACUAAUUCAAGAUUGAUAAUCAGUAGUCAGUACCAAGUGAAUCACAAUGGGAACUGGUUCAUCAAUUAACCUUGAUACCAGCGACGAUCAUGCCGGUGGUCAACUCUAUGUAUCUCUCAAGAUGGAGAGUUACGGUCCCAAAGGAGACCUUGUUCCUCACGUCUUCGGUUCUGCUCCUCUCGUCGGCUCAUGGGACCCCUCCAAAGCUCUUCCGAUGGAGCGAGAGUCAUCCUCAAUGUGGCAAUUAAGCUUCGUUGCUUCUCCCAAUCAUGAUACAUUGGACUUUAAGUUCUUAUUGAAGUCAAAGGAUACCAACGAACUAUGCAUAGUAGAAGAAGGUCCAAACAGGCAAUUCAUGGGUGGGACCUUGCAAGGGGUUACAAGGUUGGCUCUAUUUAGGCUAACCACUGAUGAGGUUCUUGAGUACAGGGUUUGUAUUAAAGCAGAUAGGGUUUCACCCUUUGAUCUUGCUGCUAGUUGGAGAGCUUAUCAAGAAAAUCUUGAACCCUCAACUGUGCGUGGGAUUCCUGAUGUUAGUAUAAAUGCAUUGCCCGAAGAUAGUGAGAAUGGCAUGUCAUCAAGUUUGGAUCUUGAUCUUGAACAAUAUGUAGUCCCAACUCCAUCGACUCCUGUGGUAUAUGCUGCAAAUUUGACAGAGAAUCCAAGAUCUUUGAAGCAUAUCAAGGAGUCUACUAAAGGUGAUGUGGGUGUUUCUAAUGAUCCACAAACAACCAUAAAGGAAAGGGAAAUUGCUACUAAAGCUCAUGGUAUGGUUGAGUCAAAAUCUGUGGGAACAUUUUCACCAUUAGAAAAGGAAAAUAGUGAAGAAGGAGUUUUUGUGGAUAGAGGUGUGGGAUCUUCUCGGUUAGUGAAAUCCGCAAGUGCAACCAACUUGCCUGCUUCAGAAGCUAAGAACUCAAUGCCGGCUGCUGCUGGAGCUGUUGCAGCUGCAGCUGUUGCUGAUCAAAUGCUUGGACCCAAAGAAGAUAUGCAUCUCGCCAUUGUCUUGGUGGGGUUGCCAGCUCGUGGCAAAACUUUUACAGCUGCUAAACUUACAAGGUAUCUCCGUUGGUUAGGUCAUGACACUAAACAUUUCAAUGUUGGAAAGUACCGACGCCUUAAGCUUGGAGCUAACCAGAGCGCUGAUUUUUUUCGAGGUGACAAUCCAGAAGGCAUGGAGGCUCGAAAUGAGGUAGCUGCUUUAGCAAUGGAUGACAUGAUAGCUUGGAUGCAAGAAGGUGGCCAAGUAGGAAUAUUUGAUGCUACAAACAGCACUAGUGAAAGAAGGAAUAUGCUUAUGAAGAUGGCUGAAGGAAAAUGCAAGAUCAUCUUUCUGGAAACAAUAUGUACUGAUCCACAGAUUAUUGAAAGAAACAUUCGCCUCAAGAUUCAACAGAGUCCAGAUUAUGCAGAAGAGCCUGAUUUUGAAGCUGGAUAUCAGGACUUCAAAAGGCGACUUGAUAAUUAUGAAAAGAUGUAUGAGCCAGUGAAUGAAGGAUCAUAUAUUAAAAUGAUUGAUAUGGCAAGUGGUCAAGGUGGACAGAUACAAGUGAAUAAUCUCGGUGGUUAUCUUCCUGGGAGGAUUGUGUUUUUCUUGGUGAAUACGCAUUUGACACCACGUCCGAUUUUGCUUACGAGGCAUGGUGAAAGUCGUGAUAAUGUCAGAGGAAGAAUAGGUGGUGACACGGUUUUGAGUGAGAAAGGUGAGGUUUAUGCUAAGAAACUUUCCAACUUUGUGGAAAAGCGACUCAAAAACGAACGCGCUGCUUCUAUAUGGACAAGCACAUUGCAAAGAACAAUUUUGACAGCAAAUCAAAUUGGGGGGUUCCCAAAGAUACAAUGGCGUGCACUUGAUGAGAUAAAUGCGGGUGUAUGCGAUGGAAUGACAUAUGAAGAAAUAAAAAAGAACAUGCCCGAUGAAUACGAAUCACGCAAGAAGGAUAAAUUGAGGUAUCGAUACCCUCGUGGCGAGUCUUAUUUGGAUGUAAUACAAAGGUUGGAGCCCGUGAUCAUCGAGCUUGAACGCCAACGGGCUCCCGUUGUGGUCGUAUCUCACCAGGCUGUUUUGAGAGCUUUAUAUGCAUAUUUUGCUGAUAGACCAUUGAAAGAAAUUCCACACAUUGAGAUGCCAUUGCAUACAAUAAUCGAGAUACAAAUGGGAGUCACUGGUGUUCAAGAGAAACGAUACAAGCUCAUGGAUUGAUCCAUUUUACAACAUUAAUGUUUUCUUGUAACUUGCUAACACUUAAACUACACAAUUCAUUCAACUUUUAUAACUCCCCAAACAUCAUUACACACAACAU
Lactuca virosa is the source of this 2537-nucleotide messenger RNA. Lineage: Eukaryota; Viridiplantae; Streptophyta; Magnoliopsida; Asterales; Asteraceae. The record is from the annotation of a GenBank genome assembly.